CAGUCUGCUUGCUCCCAGUGUACAAGCCCACUGAACUGAGCUGGAACAACUUGUCACAGCUCAUUACUGAUCCACGAAUCUGAGCAGGGUCCCGGGGUACAGCAGGAAGAGGCUCCCCUUCAAAGUAAAGCAGUUCUGUGCGUCACAGCGCUGUUUGUCUCCGCAGUGAUUUCACUCGAAGCUGAGUUCAGGAAACCGCUACAGCACAGACUCCGUCCUCAUGGACCUGGAAACAGCUCCGCACAGUGAGCCGUGUCUGUCUCUGUGAAGGAGCAACAGGCUGAUUUCUGCCUCAAACCACCGCAGCGAGUGUCUGACACCAUGAAACUGAAUCCACAGGAAGCUCUGCUUUAUGGAGACUGUGUGCUGACAGUGCAGCUUGAUGAGGACGAAGAGAAGGAAGCAGACUUUUACCUGAUUUUCUCUGGGUCUACACAAAGGCACGUGAGCAGCACACUGCGAGUGAGUCAUGUCAAACUGCAGGCCAUGUGUCCAGGCCAUAAUGUGUGUGAACAGGUCUUGGUGACACUGUGUUUAGCUCGCCCCGAUGGAUCAGUGGACACGCACUCUCAGCAGACCUUCUCCUUCAUACAGAGUCCAGAGGAAGCUGAGAGCCUGGCCCUGAAGCAUGACAGCCAGCCUCACCACAGGACUGCACCACAAGCACCCUGCAGCACACACACAGAUGUGCAGAAGGGAACGGUCACAGUGACGGACACACACAGACCCGACACACAGAUGGAUGUCUCCUCAUUUUGGAGCAGCUGCCCUGCUGUGUGUGAGCACCAGCAGCCCUCCAGCCUGCUGCAGCUCGCAGCCAGUCAUGGUCUGAAGACAGCACCGGCAUUCCUCCUGCAGCAGCCCGCAGGGAAGGAGGCAUUGCGAAGGACGAACACUCAGGGUUCAGCUCCAGCAUGUCUUGCAAAGGGCAGAGGGAAGCAGCCACUUCUGGAGCUCUUCACACACUAUGCAACGCUCCCAGAUGUUCAAGUGGAAGCUGAGGAGACACUGCAAGUUUACCCCAAAGGUCAAGUGUUUCAGUACCAUGCCAGUGUAGGUACCUACACGCUAACCUUCCUCCUGCAGAGGGAGGGGGACACAGGGACAGACAGCAGGGGGCGCUGCUGUUUACCAGAGGAAGUGAUGGAGCUGAGGAGGCUGAUGGAGGGUCACAAAUACACUGUGAGUUCAGGCUUCCCCUCGCUGGAGGAGAGAACACAAGGGGACGACUCUGCUGCUGUCAGUCAAACAUCCUGUACCAGUGGAGGUCUUUGUCAAAGAGAGGAAAAAGGGUGGGAACACCAGGGCAGAGCAGCUGCCCGCACUGGGAGGAACAAGAAAAACAAAAAGAGAACCGCCAAAGUCACAAGACCUGCAGCAGAGUCUUCAGGAAACCAGAACCGAGAAAGUGCACGGAGGCCCCGCACGGCAACAGGAAGUGGAACUCUCUCACCAAGACAACGAGCAGUGGCGACUGUGACUAAUGUCGGAGGAACACAAGAAACUCCAUCACCCAUAAGGCCAGUAUUGGGACCAGGUGUUGAAAGGAAGUGUGCUGGCAGGAAAGUGGUUGCCUUGCCUACGGCCAGUGUCGUAGAUAAACAGGAAGGCCAGAAACAGGAAGUGGAGCUGCCGAUGCGUAAGCUGGUGUCAAAGACAGGAAGAGACACACAAAGUGUCAGCGCAGAAAUCACAGUGGAAUCAGCUGCAGAUGGGACAGUGGCCAUGGGUCAGGAGCAGUCCCAGGACAGUCAGACAGAGCAAGAGGAGCCAAGCCCAGUCGGCACUAUUAAGAAAAGUCCUUCAUCUGACACGGGAGCCAGCCCUGAGUCCACACACGCUGAAAGGAAAGGUAGGAGAGUGCUAUGGCGGGAUGGAGGUUGGACCGGAAGCAGAAUGGGACCAGAAGCAGCAGGAAAAACCACCUGGUAUGAGGAAGAAAACUUCGAACAAGUUUCCAGUGAAGAUUCCAGGAGAACAGAAGUGAACUCGCAGUCAGUCUGGUACGACAGUGGCACCACGGGUGAGAGAAUCCCCGGACAGCAGGAGCAGGGAGUGACAGAGAAGAGAAACUGCGAUACGAGCUCACCUCAAGUUUUAGGUCUUAGUUCUCCACAGCUGUUAGAGCAGGCGCUGUCUGCAGCCCCUAGUCAGUCACAUGCUGCUGGAAACCUGCCAGCACUGUCACAUGGGCCACACGCACAAAGACGGGAAGUGCAGCCAGAGGAGGAAGUUAGGUCAGACUGGAAGAAGGCAGGAGUGGAAGGAGACAGAGAAGAGGCCAGUAACAGAGAGACAAGUUUCAGCAGAAGGAUUUGUGAAACGGCAGGCGCUGAAGAGGGAGGAGAAAAACUAGCAACGAGCAAAAAACGGAGGAGAAAAAAGAGGGGGAAGAGAGGAGGUGGAGAAGCCAAACUUAGCUCCUGCUCCAGUACAGAAUCUCAGGGUUACACAGAGAUUCAGACAGAAAGCCAACAAGCAACAGAGCCCGGCAUCCAGUCACAGACACAGACUGGGAGGACAGACGGUUGCUGCCUCCCUGAUUCUGAGCCGGCCUGGAAGCAGGAAGCUGAUGACGAUGCCAUGCACCUACCCGGCCACACGGAGAUCCAGGCCCGCAGCGCUUGUGGAGCUGGCGGUGAUGUUACAAGCUCAGACUGUGGUUUCAUGGCUGAAGAGCUCAGUCACGCUGAGCAUCUAACAGCACACUCCACUCCAGUUACAGCUUCACACACAGAAAGAAGCAACGACUCAUCAAAGGAUGAGACCGUGAGCUCAGUCUUCAUCGCUUCAGAACUCGGUGAAGCAGACGUCAGUACAGUGGACAUAAAGACAAAUACAACUGUGCAGCCGGAGGCAACACAAGGACGUGACCCUGGAGAGCUGGAAUCACAGAUGCCUGCCAUUCCUGUCCAGCCAGCACCGGAUAAUGCUGAUCUUAAGGCUCUGCCACCAAACGAGGAUCUGACCGUUACUUGUACAGCCACAGAAUCUGGGAUCCAGAUCGGGUUAGCGAACUCCAAGUAUCCAAAGGAAUUUGUUAAACAGUCGGAGGAUACAGAGCUCAGGGAGGAAAAGCCAGGACACUCUGUGGAUCCCACAGGAACACCAGCAGGACUUGUUGAAUCUGUGCGUCCCACAGAAGCUGCUUUUGUACCAGCUGACGAUAGAGCGGAUGUUGCUCCCCUUCACAUUCGGGAAGGAAGCACUGAGAGCACUGCGAGGGAAUAUUUAGAGCAUUGUUUGGCCCCUGAGAUGCUGAGAGGUCAGCUGAACACGGAGAAAAUGAGACAUAACAUGCGGGUGGGCGUAGAGGGAGGAGUUGAGGAAAGAAGCCAGAGUGGCGACGAGGACAGUGCCACAGAGGCGUGUUCUAUGGAGCAAGGGCGAGUGGUGAAGCAGAACUAUGAUGAAGACCUGGUUGCUGCAGCAGUAGCUGUUGUAGCAGUAGCAAUAGCAUCAGCAGUGGUUAGCAUAGAAGUGAGCCAACAUUUAGUAGACAGUAUGUCAGAGAGUCAAGUGUGUGCUGGCAGAGAAGCAGGAAUCAGUCCAUCAUUAGCACAGGGGAGCGGUGCAGUCAGCCUCAGCACGGCUCAGUGCUCACAGCUGUCUCCACAGCUGAUCGCCAGAGCUGACACAGAAAACCAGCCUGCAGCACACUCUCACUCUCACCUCACUAACCACAUCACCUCUAUAGGAGAAGCGUGUGUUCACACAGCAGAGGAAGCACCUUCUGCAGAGAUAUCUUGUAUAACUACUACAGACGAUCAGGCUAACAGUGACCUGCCUUCAUUUGCUGACGCUCUUCAGUUACCAAAACAUCCCAAAGAAGAAAUUCAAAAAGAAAGUCUGCACAGCAAAGUCUUUAAAUACUCACCACCUAAAGAAGAAGAUAACAAACCUUUGCCAGAGGUGAUGACAGCUGAGGCAGACGGAGAGAGCCAGUCCCACUGUCAGAAUCCACUGCUAACAGAGCACAGAGACCCCAAAGAUCAGGCUGCCUGUCCUGAAGAGGGAGAUGGACAGCAGCACUUUCAAACAAGAGAGAUCCCCGAUCAAGACACCGGUCACUCUGUGGAGUGCAGAGAUGCUGAGUGGCAGGAUAGAUCAGAAGAUAGUGAGUACUGUGCAGACGGUUUCCCAGACCUGUCAGCCUCACACUCUCACACUCCAGGAAAGGAGAGCCAGCCACAGCUGGCUAUAAUGCCACAUCAGAGUAGUUUAGCACUUCCUGUUACCCCCAGUAACCCAGCUUCCCUAGCUAGUCCCACUCCACAGGAAACGACUGCUCCUGUGGAAUCAGCUGAACUUCUGUCAUCAGCAAACGGCAAUAGUCUUACUGCAAGCCCUCCUGAAGCUGAAGGUGGCAAAAACCAAAGAGAAGCUCAUGACUGUGUCUGUGUGAACCCCAAGGAUGGUGUGUUUGAAGGGCUGGAUACGGUGGAGAAAGGAGGAGAAGUGGAGAAGCUCACAGUGGAGGAGACAUCCCACACAGGAGCAGCAGAGCAGGAGCAGAGAGGCUGGGACAGCGCACAUACUCUGCAGAUCCAGAGAGAAAGCCAUGUGCUCUGUCCUGUACAGCCCAGUCUUGAACACAACGCAUUAACACCAUGUACAGAUAUUCACACAGACCGAGGAACGUGUGUGUCACUGUGUUUGGUGCAGGGAGAGUCAGUGGUGGAAGAUGGCCUGAACGUCACUCCUGAGCUGGACGAUGGUCUAAUUCACAAGCCUGAGGCUCCUCAGACUGGUGUUGGGGACAUGGACGGCCAGGCCUGUGGCGCCCACUCCUCCACUAGUAAUGCACUGAUGCAAGAAGCUGUCAGCCCCAGCAAAGCAGCUUUGUCAGUGGACACAUCUGGCACUGUGUCCCCUCAGAGCUCCACACUGUCCUGGAUGUCAGAAACGGAGGACAGAGGAGGAGGAGGAGGAGAGGUAGAGGGAGGAGGCGAUGAAGAAGAGAAAAAAGACCAGCUUCCAGAAACUCCAGUGUCAUCAGCCGUCUUGCGCACCUCCAGUCGCUCCUUGUCUCCGUUGCGUCGCCAUAGCUGGGAGCCGGGCAGGACCAACACAGCCACACACAUGGAGCUCUCACAGAGCAGUCUGCCUGCCCCUUCCUUCAGCUCACUGAAGAGCGUUUCAGGAGAGGUGAAACAAGCCAAGACCCCCCUCCACAGGAGAAGUAUGAGCUGGUGUCCAUCCAACCUGGUUUGUCCUGAUCAGGAGCAAAUAGACAGCCGAAGCCACAGUCUAGAAAGUCUAGAAGUGGGCACAGCAGUGGUGCAGGACCAGACGCAGUGUGCCAGCAUCAGUGAUCAGGAGGUGGUGGCUGCAGGCAGGAAUUCACAUGUGGAGAGCCUGGACAGGGGGUCUCUGGCCUCCCUAACCGAGGAGGAGCAGGAAGGAGACAGCAGCAGCAUUGACAGCCAGACAUCAUUGAUUGUCCGCUGUCCUGCCAUGUUUCAUCAUCCAACUCUCACCAAAUCCAUCUCCAUGGUCACUGUCACUCAGCGGGACAUACAGGGUGUGAACUCAUUCUGCAGUCACUCUGGGUCACUGGCAUCCAGUAUUUCAGAGGAUGAGCCAGGUCCCCUGCAGAGCGAAACUGAGGGAAAAGGAGGACCUAAAAUUGGUCGGAGAUUCAGCUACCUCCGCAACAAGAUGAGCAAGAGAGUCAAGGACAAGGAGAGGAGGGGGGAGGGUAAGCAAGAGAGCAAAGCACGAGAAAAGGCCCCCCUGUGCCCCCCCAGCUCCACGCUGUGUCAGCACAGCAGCAGACUCCUGUGCAAUAAGGAAACGUUCUCCUGCAACAACUGUGGGGUCCUGGUCAGUGACAGAUCCACAGAGGGCCCGUCUGUCUGUGCAAAGAACAAAACAAAGCAGCAAGCAGCGGUGCCAGAAGGCGUUCCUGGGUCGUCUGUUAACACGAGGAGUAAAACUACAUCUUCUACAUCAUCGCUUUCGUCAAGGUCCUCAUCGUCACGUUGGUCAACAGUAACCAUGCCCGACGACCACUUUCCUAUGCUGUCUCCGAGAAGAAGCCGCAGAACCUUCAGCCCUCACAGCAACCUGGCUAAGAGCAUCUCCAGUAGCAACAUACCAUCGUUAGACGAUGCUGCACUCAAACGCCUCAAAGUGCUGUCCCAGUCCACCGACUCUCUCAAUCAGGGGAGCAAAGUCAACGCUUCAACUGAGUCUCUCACUGAUGAAGGUACUGAGAUCAUUGACACCCAGCUGAUGGAGUUUGAAAAUGACAUUAAAGAUCUGGAAGCUGAUUCUUGGAGUGGCAUGGUGGAUAAGAAGUUCUUGAAGUCCCUGAAGAAAGAUGAAGUGAAGAGACAAGAUGUCAUUUAUGAGCUGUACCAGACAGAGGUUCACCAUGUGAGGACUCUGAAGAUUAUGUCGGAGGUGUAUCACAAAGGCCUUCAGAAGGAGCUGCAGCUUGAUCUUCAAACUCUGAACAAGAUUUUCCCUGUUUUGGACGAUCUCUUGGAGGUACACACAGAAUUCCUCUCAUUGCUCCUGGAGAGAAAAAGAAAUGCAUCAGCCGAGAGACAGAAAAGCAACAACUUCAUAAUCUGCAGCAUUGGAGACAUCUUAGUUAAACAGUUUUCAGGCUGCAGCUCCGUCCGCAUGACGAAAGUUUAUGGGAAGUUUUGCAGUCGCCACAAUGAAGCCGUCAGUCUGUACAAAGAACUCCACGCCAAAGAUAAACGCUUCCAGGCUUUCGUCAAGAGAACAAUGAGCAGCAGUGUUGUGCGGCGGCUCAGCAUCCCAGAGUGCAUUUUGUUGGUGACUCAGAGGAUCACCAAAUAUCCUGUUCUGAUCCAGAGGAUCCUUCAGCACACCAAAGAGUCGGAUAAGGAGCACGGCUUGGUUUCUGACGCGCUGCGCCUUGUGAAGGAGCUGAUUACGGCUGUGGACAAUAAAGUCAACCAGCAGGAGAAGAAACAGCGCCUGAAGGAGGUGUACAGUCGCACUGACAGUAAGUCCAUCAUGAGGAUGAAGAGUGGUCAGAUGUUUGCUAAAGAGGACCUGAUCAGAGGGAGGAAGCUGCUGCACGAUGGAGCGCUGCAGCUGAAAAACUCUGCGGGAAGACUCAAAGACGUCCACGCCAUGCUCCUGACAGAUGUGCUGGUCUUUCUUCAGGAAAAAGACCAGAAAUAUGUAUUUGCCUCAUUGGAUCAGCGCUCCACGGUCAUCUCCUUACACAAACUCAUUGUUAGAGAAGUGGCAAAUGAGGAGCGAGGUCUGUUUCUGAUCACAGCUGGCACAGAAAAGCCAGAAAUGGUGGAGGUGUUGGCCAGCAGCAAGGAGGAGCGCAACACAUGGAUGGCCAUUAUACAGGACGCUAUGCAGUGCAUGGAGAAAGAUAAGGAUGAGGGACUCCCAAGUGAGACGGAAGAAGACCGGAAACAGCAGGAGAACAGAGCAAAGGAGAUCCGCGAGCUUCUGCAGAGGAAGGAUGAGCAGAUUAUCAGUUUGCUGGAGGAGAAGAUACACAUCUUUAGAGAGCUGGGUAACUGCAGUCUGUCUCCUGAGGAUGCUAACACAUCAGUCAGGGAGCGGAUGUUGUUCAGAGCCACACCUGAUAACGUCACCAAAGGAGAGCCGGUCAUAAAUGAUGCUGUGAGAGAAGUGGAGGCCCUGCAUGCUUUGGUCAGCGGAGGUUUUGGUGCAGCGGCCUGCGGUCCAGACGGCCUGACAGGGGGCGCCGUGGGACCAGUCUGCCUGCCCAGACGAGCGGAGACGUUUGGAGGCUUCGACAGUCAUCAGAUGAACAGCAGCAAGAAUGGAGAAAAGGAAGAGGGAGAGGAGUCAGUGGACCUCCGCAGGACUGAGUCCGACAGCGUGCUGAAGAAGGGAGCCACUGCCAGCCUGCAGACCCUGCUGAAGAGAAACAAUGAACAGCUCCAGCGCAGUGUGACACGUCUCCAUGAGCUGCUGAUUUCCCUGCAGGCUGUGGUCAUCCAGCAGGACUCAUUUAUUGAGGACCAGAGGCAAGCCCUGAACAGCCAACUCAGCACCACCUCCUCCAGACAGUCCAUCUCUUCGUCCUCCUCCUGCUCCUCGCUCUCAUCCUUAACUACCUCGCGCCCCUCCUCCCUCAUUGAGCAGGAGAAGCACAGGAGUUUGGAGAGGCAGCGGCAGGAGGUGGCCAGCCUGCAGAAACAGCAGGCUGCACAUCAGGAAGAAAAGAGGAAACGAGAGAGAGAGUGGGAGCUGAAAGAGAGAGCUCUGGCAGACCGGGAGGAGAGGCUGGGGGAGGAAGAGGAGCAGACGAGGCGGAGAUGUCAGGAGCUGACAGAAGAGAUGCAGAUGUUACAGAGGAGCAAAGAAGAGUACCAGAGAGACGUGGAGUGGCUGAAGGAGGCGCAGAGGAGGCUGGACAGAGACGAGGAGGCUCUGAGGAGAGACGAUCAGAAGGUGGAUGCAAAGAGAGAGCAGUCGGAGGAGCUUCAGAGGUACCAGCGCACUCCCUCCACAAACUCAGACGACUCCUUAAGGUUCCACAGCACCGGGUCCCUGGAUCUGGAUUUAAAAGAAGCAGCAGAACAAGCCAAAGAGGUGGAGCUCUCAUCCUCCGCCCCAACCAAAGAACCUUUCCUCCGCAUUGGAUCCAAGAGGAUGAGCAAAAAUUUCAACCCCUUCUCCUCUAAGGCUCAGGGAGCAGAGAAGGAGUCCCAGCUCCCCUCCAGACUACUUCAACUGACCAAGUCCAAAGAGAAGAAGGAGAAAAAGAAGAAAGGAAAAGGAGGGAAGGAUGCGCAGACAGAAAACAAAGGUGCAGUGAUGUUGGAUUCUCCAAAUGAAAGUGACUUCUUCAUCUGAGGAGUGAACUCCUAACACCCAGUCGCACAGCUGACAGUGUGUGUCUGUCUCUGUCUGCUUGGCCCUGGACAUUGCCCCAGCCUUCCCGUCACAAAGACUGUAUCAUCAAAGGUCAAAGGUCAGGCAGGGUAACACACUGACUUAGCUGAAGGCUUUCCCAAGGUAACAGACUGCUCUGGAGACUAUCCUGCCCACGCUCCAUUAAUGCCAAGCUGGAUGGAAUCAGAAGAGUUUGUCCAGCAGCAGGUCCGAACAUCGACAGCUUCCAUCAGCACCUGAGCCUGGAAAAGCUUAACCUGACCAAUCACAAGCAAGAUUUCUUUUAAGUGUUGCUGAAGCUAACUUUUGUUGCUUGUUAUGCACUCCUGACUUUUAGGAAGCACACACACACACACACACAGCAAGUUAAACCAUCAUUCAUUGUGAAUGAAACAGACCCCCUUUAAAUUAAAAAAUCUGUGUUUAUUUGAUUUUGAGCUGAAGUGCCUUCCAUGUGUCUGGCACAUCACUGGCAGCAGGUAUACGUGUAGCAGCAGUUUGUUACAAUCUGAUUUGUAACAAAGUACUGAUGAAAUGUGCAUUAUACAGAACUGACCGUGCACUGUUUACAUGUCAGUGUAGCAAGCUUCCUGCUCAUUUCAUUGGUCCCUCAUUUCUGCCCAAGCUAUCAUUUCAGACCCGGCAGCAACAUAUUUAAAGUAUGCACUGACCCGGGCUCUCCCAUCAAAGUCGCCAAACUUUUAUACUCUGGAAGAAUCUCUGAUUUAAAUUGAACUUAAGAUUUUUAUAACGGUAUUGGACAUUUUAUUAGACAGAUGGUCCACAAACCCAGUCAUGAGUGAAAUCAAAGAAGGACAACUGUAAUAUUAGAACACUACAUACCUCUGCAUGUGGACAAGGGUCCACUCUAACCCCCGUUUCUAUUGCCUUUAUUCACCCUCACAAAGCCCUGCUGGUAUGCAUAACACCCUAUCAUACACUGGACACCCACAGACUCGUGUGCUCCAUCCACCUGUGUGGGGAAUGACAAUCGAGGUCGAGACAUUGCUUUACUUACUGCUGCACUCACUUGUUAUGUUUACUCUACAUGAAGCUUAAUAUUCCUAUUCUUUUUAAUAAAAGCACCUGACUCAUGCUAAACAGCCCAUGUGCUGAAAAGUGGAACAAACACGUCAGAAGAAGACUUCUAUGAUACACACCACUGGUUUGAAUCUGCUUGUGUGCAUUCCCUUGUGUUGACGGCUGCUUCUCGUUGUGACAAAAAUGGCAUGUCCUAGCUGAACUGCUCCUCUUUGAACAACACAAGAACACAAUACCUGCACAGAUAACAGAGCCAUUUCGAGGAAGCCAGUCAAACAUGCCAAAGAGAGGAGUCCAUUAAAUAUUCAUCACUUGUGCUUCUGUUUUUCAGCAGCGUUAUAUUUCCAGAUAACUGGAUUCUCCCAGUGCAUCACACAGGGAGGCUCGCUCAGGGCGUGUACAUGAUUAUAUGUAGCCUUCAGUGUCAUAUUUCAGAGGGCGGGGUUAAUGCAGUAAAAGUGUUUUAGCUCUGCUCUAACCAGGUAGUACUCUAACCAAACAGCAGAGGUGAGAACAAAAGUUAACUAAUAAAACCAACACUGACAGUAGACUGACGCUCCUGCAUCACACUUGCAAGCGCGUGGCGCUCCGUGACACUGCUGGAGUGUUUGCUCACAGAUAACAGAGGACAAAGAUGGCAGCACUGGAUGCUCGUCAGGAACUAGUCAGCAGUAAGAUCAGGUAUAUGAACAGUACAUGCUAAACUGUGUAGUAUUUUUACACUAGCAGCAGUCUGACCUUUGUUUACACAGUGUCUUUGAAUAGAGGCUGAUGAGAUUUUGAUGAGAGGCUAAAGAAGCAUUUCUGCUAAUAUCCAUUUCUUUUUAGUGCAUUAAUUCAAAAACUGUAGAAAUAGAGUUUUAAAAAUAGUUUUGCACUUGGAUGGAAGUAUGUGUGGGUGAAAUAUAUGAGCAGCAGGUAAAUGACUGAGAAGAAACCAUUAAAGAUUAUGCAUAAAAAGCCCAUUAAUACAUUAGUCAUGUUUUUGUGUUGAGUGGCACAAAUCAUGUUAACCCUGUAAAGCCUGAACCAAUCAUUACUAGAAAAUUACAUUUAUAAAACAAAUGUAGUUCAUUAAAACUACUGACAAUUUUUUUUUUAAAAAGAACUUAAAUAUUAUUUUGCAUAUAUGUGGUUGUUUUUAUUUUGUUUUUUUUUACUAUUUAUUGUUGAUUUGUUGAGCAAUUAUUUUUUUUUUCGGCGGGGAGAAAGUCUCAAAAACUCAUCUAUCAAAUAUGAAACAGUUGGCAUUAUAGGGUUAAAGACACGUUUCACAUGAACUUGUUCACACUCACAACCAAACAGAUGUUCACUGAUGGAUUUUAGUGGAGCAGACACUCCAGCACCACCCACCCACCACACAGCAGUACAGUGUACAGUGUUAUCAGUUUACACUGAGCCCUCAACCAACAAGCUCAGUCACAGACACGGCCUCUGUGUUGUUCCCGUGCACUAAAAUAUUUCUAAAGCCAUGAAAAAUGAAAGUUUCACCAUCUUUUUCGCUGUGUGUGGGAUCGUCUUGAAAUAUUUUUGGAAUAAAAACACGAGGUACAAGGUUUCUGUUUUAUUUCCAAAGAAAAAAGAUGGAGGCAGAGCAACACAUUUUGUAAAUAUGUACAAAUUUCAAGUGAGAGAAAAGCUUUAUUUGUCUACUUUCUUCCUGAUCUGGAAAUAUAAUGUUCAAUCCUAAUAAAUAACUAUGCUAUUGUCA
Messenger RNA from Oreochromis aureus, 11623 nucleotides. Its product is annotated as A-kinase anchor protein 13-like. NCBI's taxonomy places the organism in Eukaryota, Metazoa, Chordata, Actinopteri, Cichliformes, Cichlidae. The record is from RefSeq and is a predicted model, not a curated record. Gene Ontology annotation, cellular component: actin cytoskeleton; membrane. Gene Ontology annotation, molecular function: MAP kinase scaffold activity; guanyl-nucleotide exchange factor activity. Bases 322 to 8832 code for a protein of 2836 amino acids. The transcript has 46 exons. Gene Ontology annotation, biological process: regulation of Rho protein signal transduction; positive regulation of canonical NF-kappaB signal transduction; adrenergic receptor signaling pathway.